AGACCGACAGCAUUGCCGGCCUCUUCUAUUGCCCUAACACAUUUUUGCGUGACUCAAGGUGGAUGACCAUGAGGUCUUCCUAUAGAAGUAGUGAACAUAAAAGGCCAUUCUGUCUCCCAUUUAUAUUCUUUCUUCUAUAACCUUCAUCUACAUCACUCUCUUAUUCGAACCGAACCGUAUCACUCACGGCUGCUCGUCAGUACAUGACACUCCUUUCAAUACCUACAAUCUUCAUCUAAAUACUAUCUUCAGGACACAAAUCAAACCACAUCUUCCCUAGAUAUUUUUCUACCUUCGUUAUUCUACGAUUAUCACCAAAUCCAUCCGUUAUCUUUUCUUUCAGCCCUAAAGACGUCCCUCUCCAACCCAUAACCUUCUGAUCUCGUGAAUAAAUUACUUCUACCAUACCUACCAUCACCUGCACUCACUUGAGCCCAACUGAAAUACCUAGGUGAGUUAACUGAACCAUAAAUCUCCCCAAGACACACGCACACAAGUUACUUACCUACUCUUCACGUAGGACACUUAUUCUGUAUUCAGAAGACCAACAAGGAUUCCUUUCUCCUACAUACACUCAUACUCACCAGUGGAUAAAUAGCCAUGUCAAACUUUGACCUUGCUACCUCCCAGCCUGGCUAUCAUCGUGACCACCAUCAAGGUCGCGAUGAUGCCAGCAACGGCAAUGUGGAGUCGAUGCUCUCGAGCGAUCUCCAAGACUGGCUACAACUCACUCAGUGGCAUGAUGUUGAGUUCCGCGAGAAGGAGCUAAGCAACUACAGACAGAAGGAUGAACACAAGCCCGAUGUGGUGGGUAAUCAUCGUACCUACGACAAGCCCGCUAAGGAGGAUGAACUAGCCCUUGCUACCAUUGCUGAGGCUUCAAAAGGUCCCAAGACGAGUUUCGCAGUUCCGAUUCGCGAAAACGCUGGUUCCCGGAGACCUCGUGCCCGUUCUACCUCGCCUGUGGAUUCACACCGUAACAAGCACACCAACUACCGUGUCCGUGACUAUCCAGAGUCCCGCAGUAUGGGCCACAACCAGCGCCGAGUUGACGGUGGACUUCCAGCCGGUCAUCGUCGUCGUCUGACCGAAAUUUCGGCAUAUGCUACCGCAUCGCCAUCUGGAUCUGACCAUCACGGCCCGAACGGUGGCCAAGAAGACGCGCGUGACCUCGCUCGCGAAAGAAUUGCUCGCCGCCGUCCCAAGUCAUUCGAGGUUGGUGAUAGAGGCACGGUGCGAUUCUUCGUCAUGAGAUCUGGCAGUUGGAACAAUCUCUACAACUCGAUGGAAGAUGGCAUCUGGGCCACCAACGUCACCAAGGCAGACAUGCUUGGCGAAGCAUUAUCUCAGGGCAUUACUGUAGUGCUCUUCUUCGCCGUCAAUCAUUCUCACGGCUUUCAGGGCUAUGCCGUUAUGAAGUCAGCACCGUCGAAGGACGUCUAUCACCCAAACUGGUGGUACAACGUCAAGUGGAAGAUCUCAGAACCCUUCGAGGUGGAAUGGAUUGUUAUGGAACACGUCGAGACCACACGUGUAUCCCAUAUCCUCAACGGCCUCAACUACGACCUUCCUGUCACCCGAAGCGCAAAUGGUCAGGAGCUCAGUUACAGCGCCGGCCUACAAAUGGUGACAGUUAUCAAUGGCUACGCCCGAGACACAUUUGCACGCACAGGACGAGUUCGUUAGUGUGCCAAGAUUACCGAGAUGCGAUGCCUUGGGGCUUUCAUACGAGGAAAUUUA
Molecule: messenger RNA, 1740 nt
Organism: Annulohypoxylon truncatum
Lineage: Eukaryota; Fungi; Ascomycota; Sordariomycetes; Xylariales; Hypoxylaceae
Product: YTH-domain-containing protein
Exons: 4
Coding region: 601-1686 (361 amino acids)
Molecular function (GO): mRNA binding
Source: RefSeq, a predicted model, not a curated record